Centruroides sculpturatus (bark scorpion) is the source of this 825-nucleotide messenger RNA. RefSeq names its product putative nuclease HARBI1. The annotation marks the transcript as partial. NCBI's taxonomy places the organism in Eukaryota, Metazoa, Arthropoda, Arachnida, Scorpiones, Buthidae. The transcript is spliced from 2 exons. The record is from RefSeq and is a predicted model, not a curated record.
AAAAGAACUGUUAUACUUGUAUGUGACGAAAUCAAGCACCUCUUGCCAUCAUAUAAUACAAGAAGAAACCAUCCUAUAUCGCCUCUAUUGCAGUUAUUGAUCACUUUACGUUUUUAUGCCACUGGAAACUUUUAUCACGAAGUGGGAGAUCUGACUUCAACAUCGAAAUCAAGCGUAUGUAGGAUAAUUAAAACUGUAUCUAAAGCUUUGGGGAGCCUUUCAAAAAAGUACAUCGCAUUUCCAUCGACCAUGCUGGAAUAUAGAAAAGUCAUUAAAAAAUUUUAUGAUAUUGCUAAGUUUCCAGGUGUUAUAGGUGCUAUAGAUUGUACUCAUAUUCCAAUUUCAUCUCCUGGAACAAAUGCAGAAUUAUUUAGAAAUAGGAAAGGUUAUUUUUCAAUCAAUACCCAGGUAGUCAGUGAUGCUAAUUUACUAAUAAGAAACUUAGUAGCAAGAUGGGCUGGAUCAGUACAUGAUUCUACAAUAUUUAAUAAUUCAGAAUUAUGUCUGAAAUUUGAGAAUAGAGUUCCUCCUGUCACAUGCUAUCUUCUAGGAGAUGGUGGCUAUCCCUGUAAACCAUAUUUGAUGACACCACUUUUAAACCCAACAACAAAUACAGAAGUAAAAUAUAAUGCUGCUCAUAUUAAAACUAGAAACACAGUAGAGAGACUAUUUGGAAUAUGGAAGAGUAGGUUUCCUUGUCUAAGGUUUGGUCUUCGAACUAAACUAGAAACAUCACUUGUUAUUAUUGUUGCUACUGGUGUUCUCCACAAUAUACCUGCCGCCCGCAUAGCAGGUUUUUUUGUGUUUAUGCCCAGUGGGUACUAA